UGGGCUUUUAAAUUUAGAAGCUCAAAUUGAUUAAGCGCCAGAGAAGUCAGUUGAUUCCUUCCUUACAGACGAGAAAUAUAUUUUGUCUUUAUUUGUAACGGAAAUGAAGAUUUUCGUUUUAUUCGCUCUAGUUGGUUUUAGCGCUGCCGCAAAAUUGCUCAGCAUCCCUUUGGAACGACUGCCCACGGCACGCAGUUCGAUGAGCCUCGUCGAACAGUCGAUGGAACGAACGCGAAAUCGUUACAGCAGCGGCAAAAUUCUUACGGAAGAUUUGAGAAAUUUCCAAGACUCUCAAUACUUUGGUCCAAUCACUUUGGGCACUCCUCCACAGGAUUUCACCGUGAUUUUCGACACGGGAUCAGCCAAUCUUUGGGUACCGUCCAGCCAGUGCUCCGAAGAUAAUCUUGCUUGCAAGGUUCACAAUCAGUACAAUUCGUCCUUGUCCGACACCUACAAACCGAACGGAACCGAGUUCAGCAUCCAGUAUGGCACCGGAGCAAUGAACGGUUUUCUGUCGACAGAUAUUCUGGGUGUGGCCGGGGCUCAGGUGAUUGACCAGACGUUUGCCGAGGCAGUUAACGAACCGGGAGUUACAUUCGUCGCUGGUCGUUUCGACGGUAUUUUGGGCAUGUCUUACCCGAACAUUGCCGUCCAAGGUGUAGUCCCCAUGUUCCAGAACAUGCUGGCCCAGGGUUUGGUCGAUGAGCCCGUCUUUUCUUUCUGGCUCAACAGAGAUGCUAGCGAUCCAGUCAACGGCGGUGAAAUUGUCUUUGGCGGCACCAAUCCCGAUCAUUACGUCGGUGAAAUCAAUUACAUCCCAGUCACCCGCAAAGCAUACUGGCAAUUCAGAGCCGACGGUCUGAUGAUUGAAGGCAUUCCUGAAUAUCCGUUCUGCGAUGGCGGUUGUGAAAUGAUUUCCGAUACUGGCACUUCUGUCAUCGCUGGACCAGCCGAAGAAGUCAACCUUCUCAACCGACUCCUUGGUGCCAUCAACAUCAUCAAUGGAGAAGCUGUCAUAAGUUGUCUUAGAAUUCCGUACCUGCCCCCCAUUACAAUCACCAUUUCCGGAUUGCCCUACACUCUGGAGGGCGAAGAUUACAUUCUAAAGGUUGACGACCCCACUACCAACACCAGCACUUGCAUUUCUGGAUUCCUUGGACUGGAUAUCCCACCGCCGUCCGGCCCGCUGUGGAUCUUGGGUGACAUUUUCAUUGGCAAGUUUUAUUCCAUCUAUGAUUUCGGAAUGGAUCGAAUCGGACUCGCUACUGCCCGUUAAUUGCAACGCCCAUUUUUCACAUCUUAUUAUAAAUAGACCAACUGAGGGUAUAAAUAGAAAACAUUAUAUAGAAUUAUAGAUGAACUUCUUUUCGGCAAUAAACAACUAAAUGAAGCAACCAAA
Daphnia pulex (common water flea) is the source of this 1399-nucleotide messenger RNA. Its product is annotated as lysosomal aspartic protease-like. Gene Ontology annotation, cellular component: lysosome. The record is from RefSeq and is a predicted model, not a curated record. Bases 104 to 1276 code for a protein of 390 amino acids. The transcript is spliced from 8 exons. Gene Ontology annotation, biological process: cell death; proteolysis. Lineage: Eukaryota; Metazoa; Arthropoda; Branchiopoda; Diplostraca; Daphniidae. Gene Ontology annotation, molecular function: aspartic-type endopeptidase activity.